CUCUUCACUCUUCAGUCAGUAGGUUCUUUCCGCCGCUUCGGUCUUCCUGCUUCCUCUACAAUUGCCGAAAAUGCCUGCCGUCUCUAUUUCCUUCUCCCCUUAAUGGCUUAACCCUAAUCCCUUCUCCAAACUCCAAACUCCAAUCUUGAUCCAUAGCAAUCAGCAAUGAAGUUUUUCUACUCACCGCCCCAAUUCUAAGCCAACAAAAAAAAAACUCUGGAAUCAAUCACGGACAGUGAUCUAUGGAGCAACUCAAUUCACUUGUUUCGAUUCUCAGCUGCUACCCAUCAAUUCAUCAACAGCUCUAGGGACAAAAUUUAUGAUCGAGUCUUGUACAGCAUUACCAGCACUGAAAGUGAACCUGCCGAGGUGAAAGGUUUUCCCAUUUAAGAUUUCCUAUUGCACUCCUGAAAGGCCUGAAGCUUAUACCAGCAUAGCAUCAAGAUCAGGGCAGCCUCACGCAACGGCAACUUACCUAGGAUAAUUCCAAUUACGAUUACGAUUUUGAAGCUUCAACCAAGCAUCCUUUCAGUCAUUUCAUUCAAGGAAGAAGUCUAGCCCAAUGGAAGUGGAGGCUAGUUUUAGGGUGGCAUCUCGUAUCAAUUGCAAAGCGGUGCUGUAUUGCAAUCCAAUCUGCAAUUAUCGAACCUUAAACCUCCGUUUUCCCUACCAUCACCGUCUUCCCCACCUCUCAAAUGCUUCGGUUUACACUCUCAAAAGCUGCUACUGCAAAGCCGUUGCAAAAGAGAGCAGUACUGAAGUUGUAGAAAAAGGAAGGAAGAUGUAUUCACAUGAUAUAAAGCUCUCAAGCCUAACGGCUCUGUGUCCUCUUGAUGGACGUUAUUGGGCUAAGGUCAAGGAGCUAGCUCUUUUUAUGAGUGAAUAUGGUUUAAUUCGCUUUAGGGUUUUAGUUGAGGUGAAAUGGUUGUUAAAACUUUCUCAAAUUCCUGAAAUUCCUGAGGUUCCAAGCUUCUCUAAAGAUACUGAGACUUAUUUGCAAGGCUUGAUUGAUGGAUUUAGCUUGGAUGAUGCCAUGGAAGUCAAGAAAAUUGAGAAGGUGACUAACCACGAUGUUAAGGCAGUGGAAUAUUUUUUGAAGCAAAAAUGCCAGUCACACCCAGAGAUAGGAAAGGUGGUAGAGUUUUUCCACUUUGCCUGUACGUCUGAAGACAUUAACAAUCUUGCUCAUGCACUUAUGCUGAAAGAAGCUCUUUCUAUGGUGAUGAUACCUGCUAUGGAUGAAGUGAUUUCAGCCAUAAGUGACAUGGCUAUGGAAAAUGCUCACAUUCCUAUGCUUUCUCGCACCCAUGGACAGCCAGCUUCACCUACAACCUUGGGAAAGGAAAUGGCAAUUUUUGCAUUCAGGUUAAGUUGGGAAAGGCAAGAUAUUUCAAAAGUUAAAAUACUUGGGAAGUUUGCUGGUGCUGUUGGAAACUAUAAUGCACAUCUUGUGGCGUACCAUGAUAUCAAUUGGCCGCAAGUUGCGGAGGAAUUUGUGACAUCUCUUGGAAUUGAUUUCAAUCCCUAUGUGCCUCAAAUUGAACCUCAUGACUACAUGGCCAAACUUUUUCAUUCUAUAAUCCAGUUCAACAACAUUCUAGUUGAUUUUGAUAGAGACAUCUGGGGAUAUAUCUCUUUAGGUUACUUCAAGCAGAUAACUAAAGCUGGUGAGAUUGGAUCUUCUACAAUGCCUCACAAGGUUAACCCAAUUGAUUUUGAAAAUAGCGAAGGAAAUCUUGGAGUGGCUAAUGGAGGUUUGUCCCAUUUAAGCAUGAAGUUACCUAUUUCACGCUGGCAGAGGGACUUGACUGAUUCUACUGUUCUGAGAAACAUGGGUGUAGGUUUAGCACAUUCUCUUCUAGCCUACAGGAAUACAUUAAUGGGCAUUGGAAAGCUUCAGGUCAAUGAAGCUUCCCUGAGUGAAGACUUGAACCACACAUGGGAGGUGCUUGCAGAACCAAUACAAACUGUCAUGCGAAGAUAUGGUGUCCCAGAGCCUUACGAAAAAUUAAAGGAGGUAACAAGAGGAAGAGUGGUGACCCAAGAGAGCAUGAGAGAAUUUAUUAAGAACUUGGAUAUACCAGGAGAUGCAAAGAUGAUGCUCUUGAAUUUAACACCCCAAACUUAUGUUGGAGCAGCAGCUGAAUUGGCAAAAAACAUAAAGACAGCCAUAAAUUUAGUGAAUGGAUUGACCGCUUAAGUUGUGAGAAAUUAUUUCAUACACAUUUGUUUUUCUCAUUUCUACUAAUCAAAUCGAGGGACUACUAAGCACUUGAAAUUUUGGCACGAGAGUUGCAAAACAGCCUUUUUUCUUUCC
Messenger RNA from Coffea arabica (coffee), 2317 nucleotides. RefSeq lists its product as uncharacterized. Lineage: Eukaryota; Viridiplantae; Streptophyta; Magnoliopsida; Gentianales; Rubiaceae. Gene Ontology annotation, biological process: IMP biosynthetic process. Gene Ontology annotation, molecular function: N6-(1,2-dicarboxyethyl)AMP AMP-lyase (fumarate-forming) activity. The record is from RefSeq and is a predicted model, not a curated record.